Molecule: messenger RNA, 882 nt
Organism: Chenopodium quinoa (quinoa)
Lineage: Eukaryota; Viridiplantae; Streptophyta; Magnoliopsida; Caryophyllales; Amaranthaceae
Exons: 1
Coding region: 1-882 (293 amino acids)
Source: RefSeq, a predicted model, not a curated record
AUGGAGAAAAUGAAAAUGCCAUCCUGUACAUACGACGGAAAAGGGGACCCCAAGCGGUACGUGGCAGCUUUUGAGAGCCACAUGUUGCUCUAUACCGACACCGAUGCUGUGUGGUGUACGGUUUUUCCUACAACCCUGACUGGAGCAGCCUCGGAUUGGUUCUCCAAUUUAGAACCAGGGUCUAUUGAUUGCUUCGAGACCUUGGUGGAGUUAUUCACGGGCCAAUAUAUAAUUAACAGCGCAAGACAAAGGACAUCUAGCGAGCUCAUGGCCGUUCAGCAACGGAAGGAGGAGUCGCUUAGGGACUUCAUAAGGUGCUUCAAUAACGAGGCUAAUACCAUACCCAAGUUACAGCAAGAAAUUGUCGUGAUGGCCUUGAUGAAUGGUUUGGGCGGCAAUGACUUUAAAAAAUACAUGUCGCGAAAGUCCUUCCCCAAUUUAGGGGUAGCAUUUGCCAAAGCUCACGAGUACAUAAAGAGUGAGGAGUUGCUAAAAACAAGUCGUCAAAUAUCAUCAGCAGAGUCCUCCAGAAGGCAGAACGAUAAUAGCCCAAGCACCCAGAUGGGCGGGGUAAACAGGUUGCAGCCGCAAAACCAACAGAGAUCUGGAAGGCCGGCAAGAGGCCUGGGACUUUACAACAGUUAUACGCAGUUAAAUACCCCGAGAGCGGCAAUUUACUCGGUCAAUCAGAAUAAGGAAGACUGGAGUCGGCCGGCACCAAUGAUAACAAAUGGCCGAGAUGUAAAGAAAUACUGCAUGUUUCAUAGAGACGUUGGUCAUUACACGGAAGAGUGUGUUCAAUUGAAAGAGAACAUUAAAGAUCUUAUAAGAAAAGGGCGGAUGUCCCAGUAUCGAACUCAGGCAUGUCCCAGCCGGAAAUAA